Messenger RNA from Sinocyclocheilus grahami, 891 nucleotides. Its product is annotated as forkhead box protein B1-like. Gene Ontology annotation, molecular function: RNA polymerase II cis-regulatory region sequence-specific DNA binding; DNA-binding transcription factor activity, RNA polymerase II-specific. The record is from RefSeq and is a predicted model, not a curated record. Gene Ontology annotation, biological process: cell differentiation; regulation of transcription by RNA polymerase II; anatomical structure morphogenesis. NCBI's taxonomy places the organism in Eukaryota, Metazoa, Chordata, Actinopteri, Cypriniformes, Cyprinidae. The transcript has a single exon. The coding region runs from base 1 to 891 and encodes 296 amino acids.
AUGCCUCGUCCUGGAAGAAACACGUACAGCGAUCAGAAGCCGCCGUAUUCGUAUAUUUCGCUGACCGCGAUGGCCAUUCAAGGUUGCCCGGAGAAGAUGCUCCCUCUCAGCGAAAUUUACAAGUUCAUCAUGGACAGGUUUCCUUAUUAUCGGGAAAACACACAGCGCUGGCAAAACUCCCUUCGCCACAAUCUUUCCUUCAACGACUGCUUCAUCAAGAUCCCGCGGAGACCGGACCAGCCGGGGAAAGGCAGCUUCUGGGCUCUCCAUCCCACCUGCGGUGACAUGUUUGAAAACGGGAGCUUCUUGAGACGCCGCAAGAGAUUCAAAGUGAUGAUUACCUCCGAGCACCUGCAAAAACGCCCAAACGCGUCGCAUUACCUCCAGCAACAAGCAAAACUCAGAAUGACCGCUUUAGGGACACAUCUACCUCAGAUGACCAGCUACAACUUAAGUGUGUCUCAGCCCUCCACCUUCAAACACCCCUUUGCCAUUGAAAACAUCAUUGCCAGAGAUUACAAAAUGCCAGGAAGCCUUGCUUUCUCCACCAUGCAAUCCAUGUCUACGGGUUAUCAGAUACACAAUCAGUUGACCACGGCAUGGCCCCACAUGUAUGGCGGUAAUAUGAUAGAUGCUGAGUAUACUGCCUAUGGAGUACCACUCAAAUCCCUGAGUCAUGGCGCGCAAAGUUUACCGGCGAUCCCUGUGCCAAUCAAACCCGCUCCAGCUUCGGCCGCGUCCAUCCCGGCGCUGCAUGCGCACCUUCCAGCGUUCCUCUGCGGCUCUCCACAGUCCCUCAGCCCGACGUCUCCCAGCCAGAGCAGCCCCGCCACACCGAGCACGACCUCGCUGCUCCAUUCGGUCGCCGUGCACUGUCAAGAGGUCACUUAA